Molecule: messenger RNA, 433 nt
Organism: Linum trigynum
Lineage: Eukaryota; Viridiplantae; Streptophyta; Magnoliopsida; Malpighiales; Linaceae
Source: the annotation of a GenBank genome assembly
GUUUCAGAAGAGAACAGAGAGUGCUCUGAACUUGGUUUUUGCCAGUAGGAAAAUGGCUCCAGCGGCGAAGAGUGGUUUGGCCGUCGGUUUGAACAAAGGGCAUAUCGUCACGAAGCGCGAUUUGCCGGCUCGUCCGUCCGACAGAAAGGGGAAAACGAGCAAGAGGGUGCACUUGGUCAGGAACCUGAUCAGGGAAGUUGCUGGAUUCGCACCGUACGAGAAGAGAAUCACGGAGCUUUUGAAGGUCGGGAAAGACAAGAGGGCGCUGAAGCUGGCGAAGAGAAAGCUCGGAACCCACAAGAGGGCCAAGAAGAAGAGAGAGGAGAUGUCCACCGCACUCCGCAAGAUGAGGUCUGGAGGUGCAGGCGAAAAGAAGAAGUGAGAGGGUUUUGAACAUCAUCAUCUUUCCUAGUUUAUUUAGGUGCUAAACAAG